Messenger RNA from Staurois parvus, 247 nucleotides. The record is from the annotation of a GenBank genome assembly. Lineage: Eukaryota; Metazoa; Chordata; Amphibia; Anura; Ranidae.
CUGAUAAUCUGUGGGUAUAUCAGUGCAAAACAGUGCUCCCCAUUAGUACCCAUCAGUGCAGCCUAGCAGUGUCCAUCAGUGCCACCUAUCAAUGGCCAUCAGUGCUGCCUAUCAGUGCCCAUCAGUGCUGCCUAUCAGUGCCAUCUAUCACUGCCCAUCAGUGCUGCCUAUCAAUGCCCAUCAGUGCCUCCUUAUUAGUGCCCAUCAGUGCCGCCUAUCAGUGCCCAUCAGUACCACCCCAUUAGUG